UGUGGUUCUUAGUUGUAUAAUUAGCUCAUCGGGAUCGGGAUGUAAAAAACGGAAGCAAGUGCUCCAAGAACGAUAACUACUAUUAUCCUUAGAAACGUAAACAGUAAUGUCGACGAUGGAGAGUGCGAUAGAAGAUUUAAAGGACGACAAUGUUCCGCCCUGUUUAUACUGGUCUGUGGAGAAAGUGGCAGAGUGGAUAGAGAAAAUAGGAUUCCCUAAUUACACAUCUUGCAUCACCACAAAUCUUAUUGAUGGGAGGAAACUAAUAACCCUAGAGGCCUCACAACUACCCAAUAUUGGAAUCACAGACUUUCAACAUAUCAAGACCAUUACUAAAGCCGUCCGAGAACUUCUAUUUAUAGAAGAUCCAGACUGGAAAAGAAGCAUAUCCCUUCCUCCACGUGAAGACCUAGGAAUGUAUCUUGAGAGAAAAAGUCAUAAUGGAAAAAACCUUGAUGGGCUGACAUACAAGUCAUUUUUACUGAAUUUAAAAGACUCGAAAUGGCAACCACCACUAGCCAAUCACUGUUUAAUUCUUCCUCGCUCAUAACACGUCAUGUGAAGAUUCCACAACAGGAACGAAAUGUACCUGAGGUGUACUCAGCUCUGUAGUUCUACUGAUGUGAUCAAAAAUAUCUACUGCUGAUAAACACGUAUAUACAUGUACAAGUAUUAAGGUGCUUUUAAAACAGCAUUCUUAGAGUGUGUCCAAAAAUUUCUACACAUUUGAAACUGCAUGUAUUUGCACUUGUUUACAAGAAAUAAUAUGCAAAAAAACAUUACAGCAUGAAAAUAUUUGUCUUCACUUUUUUGGUGGAUCUUAACUCUUUUACAACAUUUAUCUUAUCGUAUCCGAAAGUUAGGUAACUUUAUUUCUUAAUGUGAUAAUAAGAGUAAACUUAAAUCUGCCUAUCAUUUCAUUAGGUGAUAUAAGCUAAGCUUACUUUGGAGCCAAUAUCAAAGGACAUUUUUAGUUUUAUACAUCCAAUUCUUGGUACACUGUACACAUAAAUGCUUGCCUCAAUUGAAUUAUAAAACAAGAAAACACAGUAUAAAAUGUGCAUUAUUUUACUAUUCUACACCACAUCAGCAUCAAAAGUUGUGCCUUCUUAAAUGUCCACUGUGUCAACAAUCACCUCAUUGUUGUAUUUACCUGAAACAAAUCAUGCCAAUAAAAUGUUAUCAU
Molecule: messenger RNA, 1186 nt
Organism: Saccostrea cuccullata (small rock oyster)
Lineage: Eukaryota; Metazoa; Mollusca; Bivalvia; Ostreida; Ostreidae
Product: sterile alpha motif domain-containing protein 15-like
Exons: 4
Coding region: 107-550 (147 amino acids)
Molecular function (GO): protein binding
Source: RefSeq, a predicted model, not a curated record